Meloidogyne enterolobii is the source of this 1152-nucleotide messenger RNA. NCBI's taxonomy places the organism in Eukaryota, Metazoa, Nematoda, Chromadorea, Rhabditida, Meloidogynidae. The record is from the annotation of a GenBank genome assembly.
CUAAAAAUUUAUAAUCCUCUUGUACAUUUUGUAGAGAAAAUAUCAGCAACUUGUUAUUCUCACUUGUUAUUAACCCCAUCAUUCUAAAAGUUUUCACUUUUAUUUAUUCUCGAUAUACUCUUUUUACGUUAAUCAUGAAUUUUGUAACGAUUAUGGAGAGGGGGGGGGGAUAUUCAAGACAAAUUGUAUAAAUCCCAGUUUCUGAAAGUUUACAUUUUGAUUUUAUUUUCCUACUUUUGAUAGUUUUCAUUUUUUGUUUCAUAAGUAGACGUGGUUGCUUACCCCUUCCCUUCAAUCUUUUUAAAGCAAGUGAAUACGUUGAUAUGCAAACUUUGUUUAAACAAUUAUGUACAUAUAUUUUUUCUUAUUUCUCCUUCAUAAAUUCCUCUCUUUUUAAUUUACGGAAAUAUUUUUAGACAAUUAAAACGCUUAUUUUCUACAAACAAAGCAACCAUGGCUGUUCCUCCCGAUGUGGUCGAGAAAAUUGAAGCUGGAUACAAAAAGUUGCAGGAGGCGCCGGAGUGCAAGUCUCUUCUCAAGAAGUACUUCACUAAAGAAGUUAUGGACCAAUGUAAAGGGCUCAAAACUAAACUUGGCGCGAACUUGCUUGAUGUAAUCCAGUCUGGGGUUGCGAAUCUUGAUAGCGGUGUUGGUGUUUAUGCGCCUGAUGCUGAGUCCUACACUCUCUUCAAACCGCUUUUUGACCCGAUUAUUCAAGACUAUCACAAUGGAUUUGGACCUAACCAGAAGCAGCCCCAAACUGAUUUGGGUGAAGGAAAGACUCAGCUUUUGCCUGACCUGGAUCCUGAGGGUAAAUUCAUCAACUCGACUCGUGUUCGUUGUGGCCGUUCUCUUCAAGGAUAUCCAUUCAAUCCAUGCUUAACCAAGGAAAACUAUACAGAAAUGCAGGACAAAGUUAAGGCUGUCUUUGACCAGCUUAAGUCUGAUCCCGAGCUUGGUGGGACCUAUUAUCCUUUGGAGGGGAUGACCAAAGAAGUUCAAACCCAGUUGAUCAAGGAUCAUUUCCUGUUCAAAGAAGGAGAUCGCUUUUUGCAAGCCGCGAAUGCUUGUCGUUACUGGCCAACGGGACGUGGUAUUUACCAUAAUGACAAGAAGGCUAAUCUAACAAAAUUUUUAUUUAAUUUUACUUAA